GAGAUGGACAUUUUGAAAAUGAUGGAUAACGUAAAACUGUUGAAAUACAAAAAUGCGGCAUCGUGUCAUGUCAUUACAAAAAUGAAACAACUAUGUGUUGGUAGUGAUUCUAGUGAAUUAACGGCGUCCAUUCAGGCCACCUAAGCAUUGCGUCUAGUCGUGACUGGAGAAGCUCUGUAGCAGUGAGUUGAGGUCUGACCAGCCAGCCAGUGACCAGCCAGUCAACCAGCCAGCCAGCCAGCCAGCCAGCCAAUCACCAGCCAGUCAGUUACCAUGGGGAACAUCUUUGGCAACCUGCUGAAGAGCCUGUUAGGGAAGAAAGAGAUGAGGAUCCUGAUGGUGGGGCUGGAUGCUGCAGGGAAGACCACCAUCCUAUACAAACUGAAGCUGGGAGAGAUAGUCACCACCAUCCCCACUAUCGGGUUUAACGUGGAGACGGUUGAGUAUAAGAACAUCAGUUUCACGGUGUGGGACGUGGGGGGCCAGGACAAGAUCAGGCCUCUGUGGAGACACUACUUCCAGAACACACAGGGUCUGAUCUUCGUGGUGGACAGUAAUGAUCGUGAGCGGGUGAAUGAGGCUCGAGAGGAGCUGAUGAGGAUGCUGGCUGAGGACGAGCUACGAGACGCCGUGCUUCUUAUCUUCGCUAACAAACAGGACCUGCCCAAUGCCAUGAACGCAGCAGAGAUCACCGACAAGCUGGGGCUCCAUUCCCUCCGUCACCGCAACUGGUACAUCCAGGCCACCUGCGCCACCAGCGGAGACGGUCUAUACGAGGGCCUCGACUGGCUGGCCAAUCAGCUGAAGAACAAGAAGUGAGUGGACCAAUCAGAGGAGAGCGAGGAGAAACUUUAGUGUCAGCUCUUGAAUCAAAAAGUGGUAGUUGGUUUUAGUUGAUCCAUUAAGUGAAAAAUCCUGACACGGUGGGAGUGAAAAGUGAUUGGUGUGUAGGAAGGGGACUUAGAGAGAAUAUCCCCAUUCCUUGAGGACAUUUUCAGCCUGUUGUCAACUAUUACAAAUGGUUAGCGCUGUCCAGCCGCGGGCCAUCAAUGUCAAUACAUUAACCUUAAUAAUAACCUUCAAAAAGUAUUUAAAAUGUAGUUAUUUAUUUAAUUAUUAUUUAUUUCAGAAUGGACAAUGGCAAUGUUAGUUUGGUUUGGAACACUGUAUUAUGCAUGGCCAUACAGUAAAAGAUCUCUUGGAAAUGAAGUUUGAAAUGAUAUCUGUCUAAUGUUAUAUAUUAAGCCAGUCUUCUGACAGUAUUCUCUUUUUACACUAAAAUUGCUACUGCUGGUUGGAGCAAUGCAGUAGUGGUAGAUAUUAAUGGAGAGUGACAUAGGUUUGUGUAAAACACGUCCUAUAUGCAAAAGCAUGCUUUUUUCUAUGUCAACUGUAUAUUUACACGGUUUGCUUAACAAGUACAAACAUACAGAAUCAAAAGUUUGGACACACCUACUCAUUCAAGGGUUUUUCUUUAUUUUUUACUAUUUUCUACAUUGUAGAAUAAU
Molecule: messenger RNA, 1508 nt
Organism: Salvelinus sp. IW2-2015
Lineage: Eukaryota; Metazoa; Chordata; Actinopteri; Salmoniformes; Salmonidae
Product: ADP-ribosylation factor 3
Biological process (GO): intracellular protein transport; vesicle-mediated transport
Cellular component (GO): cytoplasm; plasma membrane
Molecular function (GO): GTPase activity; GTP binding
Source: RefSeq, a predicted model, not a curated record